UGUACUAGCAUAGCAAAUGUGUUCCUUUUACGCUUGUACAUUUAAACCGAGUCAGUGAUUGUUUGUGUAGUUCGAGAUUAAUAUCCUCCUUUUACUGAACGGAGGGUGUUCCCACCUCGUUCCGAGUUCAUCCCUCGAGUUCCAUCUGUACGCGCCCGGCCCCAAACGACGCCUGUGCUUAAGAUUCAGCGAAGCAAGCCCACCUCGGCGUCUGUAAUUUCUGUCCCGCUGUCUGUCUAGGGACUGUGCCGCGCGGCCCUCUGUGCCGGCUCCAGCCGCAUCCGCAGCCGCGCUCCAGUCGCGCUCCAGCCGAGUGGCGGCUGUGCGAGGACGAUGUCGCCAUGAAGUGGAAAGUGUUGUGGAAAGUGAUGAAGUAGGAAUAAGUGCAUCAAGAAAGAAGACUGAGUGAACCCAAGUGCAAAGCCAGCUAACGGCAGUGAUAAUACUUUUUGGAGGGGUUUGGUGUUUUAGUCAAACCCUCUCGUUUUUUAAUUUUUUUUGUGGUGCUGAACACACCAUUACCUUUUUGUGCUAAGUCAUCGAUGGACAAAAGAAAAAUGUUGACAAAAAGACAACGAGUUGAAAUCACCCGCGGCCCCAUCGCCAAUGGCCCCAUCCAGGCCCGCCCCCUCGUGGCCCUCCUCGACGGCCGCGACUGCUCCAUCGAAAUGCCCAUCUUGAAGGACGUCGCCACAGUAGCCUUCUGUGAUGCCCAGUCAACAUCUGAAAUCCACGAAAAGGUGUUGAACGAAGCAGUUGGUGCUCUUAUGUGGCACACUAUCAUCCUUACUAAGGAAGAUCUGGAAAAGUUCAAGGCUUUAAAAGUUAUUGUACGAAUUGGAAGUGGAGUAGACAACAUAGAUGUUAAGGCUGCUGGGGAACUGGGAAUUGCUGUUUGCAAUGUACCUGGGUAUGGAGUUGAAGAAGUUGCAGACACAACUUUGUGUCUGAUCCUAAACCUUUACCGCCGCACUUACUGGCUGGCCAACAUGGUGCGGGAAGGCAAAAAGUUCACUGGUCCUGAACAGGUCCGGGAAGCAGCUACAGGCUGUGCAAGGAUACGAGGAGACACCUUGGGAAUCAUUGGACUGGGUCGUAUUGGUUCGGCAGUAGCUCUCAGAGCGAAAGCAUUCGGGUUCAAUGUCAUUUUUUAUGACCCAUAUCUUCCUGAUGGUAUUGAGAAAUCAUUGGGUCUCAGCAGACUUUACACAUUAACGGAUCUGCUGUUCCAAUCAGAUUGUGUAUCGCUCCACUGUACUUUGAAUGAACAUAACCACCACCUUAUUAAUGAAUAUGCCAUUAAACAGAUGAGGCCAGGUGCAUUCUUAGUGAAUACUGCAAGAGGUGGUCUUGUAGAUGAUGAUGCACUAGCUGCUGCAUUAAAACAAGGUAGAAUCAGAGCUGCUGCCCUAGAUGUUCAUGAAAAUGAGCCAUAUAAUGCUUUCCAAGGCAACCUUAAAGACGCCCCCAAUUUGAUAUGCACACCCCACGCGGCCUUCUACUCCGACGUUUCCUGCUCAGAGCUUCGGGAAAUGGCUGCCAGUGAGAUCAGACGUGCCAUUGUGGGGCGGAUUCCGGAGUGCCUGCGCAACUGUGUGAACAAGGAGUACUUCCCCUCAGUGCAAUACCCGCAAGACGGAAUUAACGGUGGCUACUAUUCGGCCGGUGGUCUGCAGACAUUACAGCCCGCCCACUCCACCACCCCCCACGACCAGGUGCAGCACCAGGCGGCUGUGGCAACUAAUGGAGGAGCCGCGUCUGUUGUGGGAGCUGCACCUCCGGGACCAGGUACAGGGCCAUCGUUGCCUCACAAUGGGGCUCCUCCAGCAUCAGAACCUGGCCCAGGCCUGCACCCACCUCGAUCUGAAUCAGCCGACAACCAUUGACUGUCUAAGUAACUCAAGAUUCUCUGCCUGGCAGUAGCAGCAAUUCCAGCACCAGUGUUUUCAUAGAGGUGGUUCAUAGAAUGAAAUGACAUUCCUGAUGACCUUUGGUCGCAAACUUUAAAUGAAAGAUACCAUCAUACAUGCUAAAGCUUUAGUUAAUUAUUUCAGUGUGGACUGAUUCACACACUUUUGAAUUCAAGUGUUGACAGAAGUGCUUUCAAGACUUGAAAUAUUAAUGAAGUGAUAGUGUGCCUUCAAGUGACAAAGGAAGAAGAAUGUGUUUAAUUUGAAAUUCACACAAAUUUCCAAUGCAAUGUGAAAGUAUGGAAGUACAAGUUUUUGUAUGAGAAGUGAUAUUCCUUGCUUCUUCAUAACUAUUAAUGAAAGAAAAAAAACAACCUGCUGUUAUCUUCCCAAGUAUCUUCCUCGUAUCUUUCUCUUUUCCCCCAUAAUUAAAAAUGUUUAUCACUUAAAGAAAACUAUUUUGUAAUGGUUAUUGUAGCCCAGCUGUUGGUGGUAUGUCACCACCGGUAAUUUUAAGAAAAAGAUUGUUUGAGAUUAUGUGCAUGUGAUUAAAAGUAUACUUGAUGUAGGAAACCUGACAUAUUAGGAUAAUUAGUCAAAUUGGAUAGAUGAACUUGUCUCUAACCAUCUUAAUUUGCAUGCCUUGUCAACAAAUAUAUUCAGUGACCUUUUAGUUUGAUCAUAUCUGGCAUUUAAAUGUAUUAUUAUCAUUAGGCACAUCCUUUUCUCUGUCACUCCACAAAUUCAGAAGAAUUUCGGCCAAGUUGGCUAUCACAAGUUGAAUUUUGUGAACAGAAUUGUGGCAGUUUCAGUGUAUGUUGGAAUGUCAUUGUUCAAGGCAUAUAAAACAUUGGACUUACUGACUUGUUUGCUUUUCUGCAUGACUUUCUCCUCGCUAUUUACUGGCUUGGGGUUCAGAAUGGAACAAAAGUGGUAGUAAGAAAUGUACUUAAGUUUGGGACAAAUUUUAUAUGCUUCACAUUGCUAACAAUUUCCCUUUUUUGUUGUUGUUAUUGUUUUUUUUUUUAAAUGAAUAUGCCCUAAGAAAACGAAAGAACAAAUAUCACUUUUCUUAAGACACUGAGAUAACAUGCUGAAUAGCAACUCAAGUCCAUAGUUGUAAUUUUGCACUGCCAGUCUUGUCCUUUGGGGAACUAAUUUAGUGAGCUCUAAAGACAGUUUAGAAUUUUUAAGGCGUAUAUAAGACUUACACUCCAUGAGCUGUGGUGCAUUGUUACUUGUCGUUGUACUGUUACCUCAGAUUAGUCAUGGUUUGUUGAUUUGCUCUGUGAUUUUAGUGUAUUGGGAGGGGUAUAUUAUGUGCUGUGAUUGUGACUGUAUGGGCUGAAAGAUCAAGAGCUCAUUGAAACCAAAUGUUCUCCAAAACCCAGUCCUUUGUUUUAUAUGCCUGACGUUUGUUCUUUCUUUUAGUAGUUAUUGGACUGUAUGGUCGUUCAUACCUGUAAGGAGUAUUUCUCAUCCUUUGUACAAUUUAGUUUCCAUGUCCCUUUAAGUAACUUCAAUCAGAUUUUACAAAAACAAACAAUUUUGUGUAUGUGGGUUUCCUGUGUGUUGAUUGUAACUGGAGUUAAGGAUUUGGCAUUCAUAGAAGGCAAUUUGGUUUAAAAAAAAUCCUUAUUUUGAAAAUUUGAAAUGUACUUAACUUUUGUAGUGCAAAGGAGGACCUUUUUGUUUGUCUAGGUGUUGCUUUUAUGUUUUCGCAUAUUUUAAUAUAUUUGUGCUGCACUUCCAUCUUCUCCUCUUUUGUGAUAAAAUUUAAGAAAAACA
This is a messenger RNA of Thrips palmi, 3698 nucleotides long. It is a transcript of the gene CtBP, whose product is annotated as C-terminal-binding protein. Gene Ontology annotation, molecular function: oxidoreductase activity, acting on the CH-OH group of donors, NAD or NADP as acceptor; transcription corepressor activity; NAD binding. NCBI's taxonomy places the organism in Eukaryota, Metazoa, Arthropoda, Insecta, Thysanoptera, Thripidae. Bases 543 to 1886 code for a protein of 447 amino acids. The record is from RefSeq and is a predicted model, not a curated record. The transcript has 11 exons.